AUGGCUGAGAAGGUAUCGGGAGCGCCGAAGAGCUGCUCUCGGCCUGUGGGCUCCCUCCCGCCGGAACCCAUCGAGAUCAUCCGGGUCAAGGCGCGGUCCCGCAGGGUCCGGAUCAACGUGGGAGGCCUGGUCCACGAGGUCCUGUGGAGGACCUUGGACAGGCUCCCGCGAACCCGUCUGGGCAAGCUGAGGGACUGCAACACCCACGACACCUUAAUGGAGAUCUGUGACGACUACAGCCUGAACGAGAACGAGUACUUCUUUGACCGGCACCCGGGGGCGUUCACCUCCAUCCUCAACUUCUACCGGACGGGAAAGCUCCACAUGAUGGAGGAGAUGUGCGCCCUCUCCUUCGGACAGGAGCUGGACUACUGGGGCAUCGAUGAGAUCUACCUGGAGUCGUGCUGCCAGGCCCGCUACCACCAGAAGAAGGAGCAGAUGAACGAGGAGCUGAGGAGGGAGGCCGAGUCGCUGAGGGAGAAGGACUGCGACAAAUUCGACACCACCUGCUGCCCCGAAAAGAGGAGGAAGCUGUGGGACCUCCUGGAGAAGCCCAGCUCCUCACAUGCAUGUAAGAUCUUGGCCAUCCUCUCCAUCCUCUUCAUCAUCCUCUCCACCAUCGCGCUGUCGCUCAACACUCUGCCCGAGCUGCAGGUGAUGGACGAGUUUGGGCAGGCCAAUGACAACCCUCAGCUGGCGCACGUGGAGGCGGUGUGCAUCGCCUGGUUCACCAUGGAGUACCUGCUGCGCUUCCUGUCCUCGCCCAGCAAGUGGAAGUUCUUCAAGGGCCCGCUCAACGUCAUCGACCUGCUGGCCAUCCUGCCCUACUACGUCACCAUCUUCCUGACCGAGUCCAACAAGAGCGUCAUGCAGUUCCAGAACGUGCGGCGGGUGGUGCAGAUCUUCCGCAUCAUGAGGAUACUCCGGAUCCUCAAGCUGGCCCGCCACUCCACGGGCCUGCAGUCGCUGGGGUUCACCCUGCGGCGCAGCUACAACGAGCUGGGGCUCCUCAUCCUCUUCCUGGCCAUGGGCAUCAUGAUCUUCUCCAGCCUGGUCUUCUUCGCCGAGAAGGAUGAAGACGCCACCAAGUUCACCAGCAUCCCAGCCUCCUUCUGGUGGGCCACCAUCACCAUGACCACGGUGGGCUACGGCGACAUCUACCCGCAGACGCUGCUGGGGAAGAUUGUGGGCGGGCUGUGCUGCAUCGCGGGGGUGCUGGUCAUCGCCCUGCCCAUCCCCAUCAUCGUCAACAACUUCUCUGAGUUCUACAAGGAGCAGAAGAGGCAGGAGAAGGCCAUCAAGAGGAGGGAGGCUCUGGAGCGCGCCAAGAGGAACGGCAGCAUCGUGUCCAUGAACAUGAAGGACGCGUUCGCCCGGAGCAUGGAGCUGAUGGACGUGGUGGUGGAGAAGGAGGAGAAGCACUACUUCUACCAGGACAACCACCUCUCCCCCAACCGCUGGAGCCCCGCCAAGCACCCGGCUUGCGACAGCAGCCCCUCCAAGACCUUCGAGGUGAAGUACCAGGAGGUGGUUCAGCUGGGGUCACCGGCUCAAGCCAACAGCCCCCGGCCGAGCCCGCAGAGGCUGAAUGCCCAGAAGCUGGAGGAGAUCUACAACCAGAUGACCAGGUCUCCACCCGCCACCUCCCCCCGGGUGGGCGCCUCCCCGCGUCACAAGCCCACGCCGAAGUGCGAAGAGGAGCUGGAGAUGAAGCAGGUCCCUACCCCAGACACCCUGACCCCGCCCUCUGACCCUCUGCCCAGGGGCAGGGCCCUCACCGAGGUGAGGAGCAUAUCCAGCGUAGACAGCUUCAGCAGCUGUGCCACUGAUUUCGCAGAGGCUGAGAGGGGACCGCUCCUCCCGGACGCUGGAGGCCCGGGGCCCCGCGGGCAGCACAGGGUCCCACCCCCGCCCCUGGACCUCAGCCGGAUCACGGCAGGCAGGGACAGGAAGGGGGGCCAGGGAGGCUUGAUCAGGGAUGGACUGUACGAGUUUGUCCACUCAGCAGACAGCGGUGGCGGGGCGGGGGACGGUAGUGCUGGUAGCAGCCUUUCCCCCGGGGAAAACGGGCAGGGGUUCGACCGCCGCAGCUCCCUGCGGGGCAGCAACCCCGUCAGAACCAGGGGCCUGAAGGUCAACUUCAUCCAGACUCCAGGAGAGUCCCCACAGCGCGUCAGCAUCGUCCUGACGGAGGACAGACCCCCCUCCGGGGAGCAGCCCCCCAGCGGGACAGACCCUGACCCACUGACAGGGCCCGUGUUUCCAGACGAUCCGCAGGGCCCCCCACCAUCCUCCUCCUCCUCUUCUUCGGUGAUCCUCAAAGGAAAGAAUCACCUGGAGGACCUGGGUGCGGCCACCCCGGCCUCCCCGAAAACCGCCGCGCAGAACUGCAUGCUGGGCGCGGCCAAUGCUGUCAUGGAAGGCACGUCCUCUGAAAGCAACCAGGGCGGGCACGGAGCAGACAACCACAUGUUCGAGCCUGACAUUCACAUAAAGCCGGGGGACGGUAGUUUGUCUCCGCCGUGUGAAACGAGCAUGUGACCGGCAUCGCUCGCCGACACAAUGAGAGGCGCUGGCAUAGCCACAGGGACCCACUUUUCGCAUGGCAGCAUGACAAGGCCCUUUUAACCGUAUAACAGCAUCGCCAGGACCGGUGGGACUGCCGUCUGCAGACAUUUUUAAAAAGCAGGUGAAAACUCAGAGCCUCUAGGCAGAGCAGACAUGUAACUGACUGAGGAGAUGUGUAAUCCAACUGUAAAUAUUAAACUUGUAUUUUUUUUUUAGAAAUGCACAGAAAACAAACAAAAAUAUCUCUGGAUGGCAUGUAUUUUAAAUAAAUGUCAUUGGUGGCUUAGUUUCACUGUAAAUAUGGAGGGGAACAAGGUACCGGUACAAAUUCCUAUAUUGCUGUCACUGGAUUGUGACAUUUACACAAGACUUUGGAAAUACUGCUGCGUAUUAUGUCCUUUCAAAAUUCACAAAUCAUUGUUAUUGUGGGUUCUGAAUGACU
Molecule: messenger RNA, 3010 nt
Organism: Conger conger (European conger)
Lineage: Eukaryota; Metazoa; Chordata; Actinopteri; Anguilliformes; Congridae
Gene: kcnb2a
Product: potassium voltage-gated channel subfamily B member 2a
Exons: 3
Coding region: 1-2541 (846 amino acids)
Biological process (GO): protein homooligomerization; potassium ion transmembrane transport
Cellular component (GO): voltage-gated potassium channel complex; membrane
Molecular function (GO): delayed rectifier potassium channel activity; protein binding
Source: RefSeq, a predicted model, not a curated record